Molecule: messenger RNA, 1893 nt
Organism: Anopheles nili
Lineage: Eukaryota; Metazoa; Arthropoda; Insecta; Diptera; Culicidae
Product: probable cytochrome P450 308a1
Exons: 5
Coding region: 277-1776 (499 amino acids)
Molecular function (GO): iron ion binding; oxidoreductase activity, acting on paired donors, with incorporation or reduction of molecular oxygen; monooxygenase activity
Source: RefSeq, a predicted model, not a curated record
AGGGGUGCGACAAAUAUAAGGGUGCGCAUCACGGCAAGCGCGGGUUUGAUAAGCAGUGCACGCGAUUCUUUGCCGUUAUUACCUUCUUUGCCGGUGCUGGUGUGUAUUUUAUCAUAAUCAAUUUCGUUCAAUUAACAGAAACCAAGACGUUUUUGGGAGGGAGGACUAAAUUCUAGCCAAUUGGGCUGGUCAAUCGGGUUAGUUGUUACGUUGAGUUCUUUUGCUGUGGACCGGUCCGUAAGAGCAGUUGAACAUUAUCAGGUCGCAACGAGCAGUAUGCUCGAGGUGUACGUAGCACUUAUCGUGCUAGCAGCUUGUCUGUACUUCAAAUGGAGCUGCAGCUACUGGACGCGAGCAGGAAAUGUGGCCGGGCCGAAACCGUUGCCGAUCUUCGGCAAUCUGCUGGAGCAGCUGACUGGCCAAAAGCAUUUUGGAGAAAUCUUCGAAGAAAUGUACCGGUCUUUUCCGCAAGCUAGCUGGGUUGGGUUUUACAAAUUUUCCAACCAACCAGGAGUGGUUGUGCGCGAUCUGGAGCUGGUGCGAGAAGUGAUCACGAGCAGCUUUUCCUCGUUCAACGCAAACGAUUUCCACGUCGAUGAGAAGGUCGAUCCGUUGCUCGCGUUCAAUCCGUUCACGCAGGUCGGAGACCGGUGGAAGCAGAGACGUGCAGAAAUGACUGCCGUCUUUACGAUGAACCGCAUUCGCAGCACUUUUCCGUUGGUGCAACAGAUAGCCGAGGAUUUUAUUCAGUACAUUGAUCGUACGCGUAAGAUUGAUGCCCAUUUCGAGGCCAAAACCAUCUGCACGUACUACAUAGUUAAUGUAGUAGCUAGUGUCGCGUUCGGCAUCGACGCAGAAUCCUUUACGAAUCCUAACGCAGAGUUUCCACGCAUGGGUCAAGCGUUGUUCGCACCAACAUGGAUGACGGCUAUACGAUCGCAGUUGGCUUUGUUUGCACCAAACCUGGCCAAGCUUCUACGUGUACCAUUCGUUCCCAGUUACGUCGAUCAGUGGUUCAGAAAUAUGGUUAACGAGACUAUACGUCAGCGAAAGCACACGAAACGACAGGAUUUUUUCCAGGCAAUGUAUGACAAUCUGUCCGAAAAUGGAACCGUCGAAGUUAAUGCGAACAGUAUCGUUGGCCAUUCCGUAACGUUUCUGUCGGAAGGCUUCGAAACCUCCAGUACCUUGAUGUCUUAUUUGCUGUACGAGCUUGCAGCCAAUCCGUCAGUUCAAGAUCGAGUAGCUGAAGAGCUGCAAACUGUUUUGGAGGAGUGUGAAGGAAAGCUAACGGAAGCCAGCUUACAUAAGCUAGUCUACAUGGAAGCAGCCAUGAUGGAAACGCUUCGUAUGCACAGUCCAGUAUUUACACUCCCACGUGUAUGCACAAAGGAUUACGAGCUUCCGCCACAGUUUCCUAAUGAUACAAAACGAGUAAUCCUUCGCCGUGGCAUGUCGGUCGUUAUACCGGUAUCAGCCAUCCAUUAUGAUGCGGAGUUCUAUCCACAGCCGUAUGUGUUCAAUCCGGAACGUUUUUUGGAGGAAAAUCGUAAAACUCGACCACGACAUGCAUUUUUGGGAUUCGGAGAAGGUCCUCGAUUGUGCCUAGGAAUGAAAUUUGCGCUGCACCAGACCAAAACAGGCGUUGCAACAUUAUUGAAUAAGUACCGGGUGAAGCUGUCCCCUAAACAGGAGCUUCCCUUGGAAUUUGCCAGAAGCAGCUUUUUAAUGGCUCCGAAAUCGGGUAUAUGGGUUAACUUUGAAGAUCGCAAGUAGAUCGCGUACCAUGCAUCACAUACCUGUGUUACCAAUGACGAAAACUAUUCUUGAAUUAUAUAGCACACAAUGAUAGUAGGAUUUCUUCAAACUGUUGAAGAAACAAUUGAAAUAAAU